Molecule: messenger RNA, 354 nt
Organism: Humulus lupulus (European hop)
Lineage: Eukaryota; Viridiplantae; Streptophyta; Magnoliopsida; Rosales; Cannabaceae
Exons: 5
Coding region: 1-354 (117 amino acids)
Source: RefSeq, a predicted model, not a curated record
AUGGACUUUUUGCUUCCAGAGUUCUAUCUCUGCCUCACGACUUCACGCCGACUAUCACAAGCUUUUGGAGUUCUAUUUCUCUCAGCCUCCAUCUCUCACUCUCAUCUCAACUCAUCUCUCUCUGCCUCACGAAGUCACGCCGAUUGUAGCUUCCAGAGUUCUAUCUCUGCCUCACGCCGACUAUCUCAGCAGGAUGUAGAAGGAGGUCAACAGCCAUCAAAGAAUUAUAUCAGGUAUGCAACACGUCAAAAGCGAGCUGAUUCUAAGAAGGCAUUGAAAGAUCUUCUGAACAAAAGUGGGGCCUCCAAAUUUUCAUUUCAAGAUGAUGACUCAAUGUGGAGACCUGGUGGGUAG